Schistosoma turkestanicum is the source of this 2778-nucleotide messenger RNA. The record is from the annotation of a GenBank genome assembly. Lineage: Eukaryota; Metazoa; Platyhelminthes; Trematoda; Strigeidida; Schistosomatidae.
UUGGUCAUUCUCAAAUUUCUACCUGAUCUAUCUAUACUCAUUAAUUUUAUGAGAAUAUAUAUUAAAUGAGACAAAAUUUAAAUCAGUAGUAUUUAAAAGUAGUAGUAUGAUUAUCUUAAUAUUUGGAAUAAUUUAUUUAAUUAUUAUACAAAUAUCCUACGGACAAAUACAUACAAAUCAAUGGUUGGUCCGAUUAAAACAUCAUAGUAAUGAUAAAGAUGAAUUGACCAGAUCAGCGAAUCAAAUCGCUAAAGAACUUGGUUUCAUGACAUUAGCUGAACAUAAUUACGGGGAACCAAAUGAAUUUGUAUUUACACAUUUAGGUUUACCUUAUGCACGUGGUACACCGAGUUAUUUACACAAUCGUCGAUUGAAUACACAUCCAUCUAUUGAACAUGCUCAACAAAUUGAAGGAUUUGUACGUAGAAAACGUGGUUUUCGUCAAUUCACUGAAGAAGAUAAUUUACGUCGAAUUCAUUUGCCAAAAGUAAGACAAUUAACAGAUCAAGAGAAACAAUUAAGUGAAUUACGCAAUAGAACAGAUCCAUUAUUUGAAAAAGAAUGGUAUUUACAUAAUAUUGGACAAGCUGAUGGUGUACCAGGUUUAGAUUUAAAUGUCUUAGCUGCAUGGUCACAAAAUAUCACUGGUCGUGGUGUGAUUACAGCUAUUAUGGAUGAUGGUGUUGAUUAUCUGCAUCCCGAUAUUGCUGAUAAUUAUGCAGCGUAUGCAAGUUAUGAUUUUUCCAGUAAUGAUGCAUUUCCUUAUCCUCGAUACACUGAUGAUUGGUUUAAUAGUCAUGGUACACGAUGUGCUGGUGAAGUGGCAGCUAUCGCUGGAAAUGGUAUAUGUGGAGUUGGUGUUGCACCAGGUUCUAAAGUAGCUGGAUUAAGAAUGUUAGAUCAACCAUAUAUGACUGAUUUAAUUGAAGCUGCAGCAAUGGCCUAUGCACGUGAUAUGAUUGAUAUUUAUUCAGCUAGUUGGGGACCAACAGAUGAUGGUACAACUGUUGAUGGUCCAAGAAAUCAAACAAUGCGUGCAUUAGUUGAUGGCGUAAAUAAUGGUCGUAAAGGUAAGGGAAGUUUAUAUGUUUGGGCAUCAGGUGACGGUGGAGAGAAUGAUGAUUGUAAUUGUGAUGGUUAUGCGGCAAGUAUGUGGACAAUAAGUAUUAAUUCAGUGACAAAUGAUGGUUAUACAGCUGUUUAUGAUGAAUCAUGUGCAUCAACAUUAGCAUCCACUUUUUCCAAUGGAAAAAGUUCAUUUCUACGUGAUGCUGGUGUAGGAACAAUUGAUUUAUACGGAAAUUGUACAUUACAUCAUUCUGGUACAUCAGCAGCAGCACCUGAAGCAGCUGGUGUAUUUGCAUUAGCGCUGGAAGCACAAAAAGAUUUAACAUGGAGAGAUAUACAACAUUUAACUGUAUUAACAUCAAAACGUAAUCAUUUAUAUGAUAGACAACAUAAUCAUAAUUGGACAAUUAAUGGUGCAGGAUUAGAAUUUAAUCAUUUAUUUGGUUUCGGUGUAUUAGAUGCUGGUGAUAUGGUACAUUUAGCUAAAAAAUGGAUUACUGUACCGGAACGUUUUCAUUGUAUUGCUGGUACAUUUAAUGGUCGUAGAAUUGCUCGUCUUGGACAACCAAUUCGUAUUGAGUUAGAUACGGAUGCAUGUAUGAAUAGUUCAAUCAAUCAAGUUAAUUAUUUAGAACAUGUUCAAGCUUUUAUUACAAUUAAAGCAACACGUCGUGGUGAUAUCACGCUAUUUCUUACAUCACCAAUGAAUACAACAUCAAUGCUGUUAAGACGUCGACCAAAAGAUGCUGAUAAUAUUAAAGGUUUCACUAAAUGGCCAUUUAUGACUACACAUAUGUGGAGUGAAAAUCCUCGUGGUAAAUGGUUACUUACAAUUGGUUUAGACGUCAAUUCUAAAGAUCCAUUGGGUUAUGCCAUUCUAACUGAAUGGAUUCUUGUUGUACAUGGGACACAACUACCACCAUAUGCACAUUUAUCUGAUUCCAUGAUAAAAAUCGCUCCAAAAUUAGGAAUAGUUAAAAAACAACAUGCAACUAAACAAUUUAUUAUUUAACAUGUUCAAUGGAAAGAUUGAUCAGUCAUUUUAACACAUCUAAUAUACAUAUAUAUAAAUGUUGUUGUUCAUUCUUUUCAAGCACAUCAAAGUUGAUAAUUUCGAUUUUUUUUGCGUGUGUUUUAAUGCAUUCAUUCUCACAUUCAAUGUGUUCAAUGCGGUACUGUGAUGUUUAAGUCGACCAAUUAAUUUUAACUGUUGUAAAAUAAACGCACACACGCAAUCAUUUCCAUGAUUCUUUAUGCCUUUCAUCAUCAUCAUCAUUUUCGUGAGUAUAUUUUGACAUGAGAUUGCAUAAUUUGAGUUUUGUUUUCUUGUGCUCAUAAUCAGUCAUAAUCAUUCAAUGUACAAGAUUGAUUUUUUUGUUUAUGUCUUUCUGAACAUGAUGAAUAAGUACAAAAAUGGUUUAUUUUUGUCGUUUCUUUAUUUGUCAUUUGUGAUUCAUUCAUUCAUUCAUUCAUUCAUUCAUUGUUCAAUUCUUUUAUUCUCAGAAUUCAAAUAAACAGAUUUUAUAUUUGAUUUCAGUAGUAUAUUCAUAAACACAAAAAAAAUUAUUCUUUCUAGAUGUUGUCUUUUAGUGAUUACAAAUGUCUUUUCAAAAUAUUUGUGUGUACCAAUGUGUGUGUGUGUCUGUCGGUGUGUGUGUGUAACCGUAUGUAUUGAUUGUCAGUUGAAAAUAAACUCUGUAUUUUGAUGUA